ACCACAAUGCAAAGUGUUCGUUUGGUAUAUAUAUCAUAUAGUGUAAUAUAUAGAAUGAUAUGGAGUCGUCUUUUCUUGAGGAUCUUCUCAAGAGAGAAGUCGAUCAGAAUCAAGUUAACGCGUUAGUAGGUUCACUUGAAAAUCAAUUAACGACUCCUAGAAGUACUCCAACACCUAGCGCAGUUAUAAAAAGUGUAAAUAUAUCUAAAAACGUUUUAUAUAAUAAUCUUGCCCCUUUAUCAAAUGCCCAAUCUCCAGCCACUCAAAAUGGAAUCAGGAACGUUUCUUCUGUGGCAGCACCCAUGCAAAAUAAUGGACAAAUUGAAUAUAAAAAUAUUUGUUCCAUUGGACAAUCUAUUGCUCAGGAUGGUCAUUCUUUACCCAUGUCACUGAGUAAUAGUAGGGCAAAUAUGGGUUUAAUGAAUAAUGUUUCAUCUCAAGUAUCCAUUGCUCCCAAAAUAACAAAUACUGUCAAUAUUGCUCCCAGACUAGGAACUAAUAUUAUGAUUACGCCAAGGCAAGCACAAAUAUUUAUGGCACAACGCUUUGGUUCUAAUUCAUUAAUAAAUAAUAAUUUAAUUUCUCAAAUGCCAGGUAAUAUUCAGGUUAUACCUAGAGUUCCUACUGGGGCACAAAUACCUAUUCCGCCUGUCAUGAAUACCCAAAUUCAUAAUAUUAGAACUGUUGAUCCUAAUAAUCUUAAUGAUGUUAGAAUGAGGAUGAACUCUCCAGUAAAUCCUACAUCUUUAACUCAAAUAAAAACAAGUAACCCUGUCUCUUCUCAAAUGAGCUAUCGAUUUCGUCCACCAAGUAGUAACGAGGGGAAUUCUGCACCAGCUACAUCUGUUGCUUCUAAUCUACAGAAUAACACUGCUAAUAUAACUAUUAUGAAAGAGUCUGUUAAAAGACUCAAGGAGUUUUUUCAAAAUUUAAUAAACUUAGCUUGUGCACCAAAUCAGCCUCCUGAAAUUGGAAAAAUGGUCAAAGAAUUAGUGCACAACUUAAUGCAAUGUCGUGUUACAGAAGAAGAAUUUAUCGAAAAAUUGCAGAAGACUUUAAAAUCAGACCCUCAACCAAGUCUUGUGCACUUUUUGAAGAAAACUCUUCCCCACUUGAGAGAAACAAUUAAAAAACAGCAAAUGCAACAAGUUAAUGCUAAAUCACAACAGUUACAACAGCAGCAGCAACAACAACAACACCAACUUCAGCAGCAACAGCCACCUCCACAACAAAAUUCUCCAAAAUUAUCUCUAAGGCCUAAUGUUCCUGAUAUGAAAAAUUUACAACUUUCUUCAAUUAUAUCUGGUGGACAAGCUGUAGCUCCACAGCAAUUUAUUUUAGGAAAAAAUCUUACACUUCAAGAGCAGCAAAUGCUACAAAAACAACUACUUCAACAUGGUAGAAUUCUUAUCGCAAGUUCAGGACAAGUAACACCUGGAAUAAGAACAAUUAUUAAUCAAACUACUCAGCCUACAGCUAAUGGUAUGAUGAAUAGACAAAUGAUGUCACCAUUAGUAGUAGCUGGUCGAGAGAAGCCAAGAAAUACACACUACUCUUCUGCUAUUGGAGCGGAUGAUGAUAUUAACGAUGUUACAUGUAUGGCUGGAGUCAAUCUCAUGGAAGAAUCUCAAAAGAUUCUAGCUACCGGUGCUGAAUUUAUAUCGACUCAAACACACAGUGUUCAGGAUACUCCAUUGUUACUACCUGAAGAGCUACGAGCUUCUGUGGAACGAAUAGCAAAGAAACAUGGUCUAACAGAAAUUAGCCCAGAUUAUUAUACUAUUUUGUCGCAUGCUGUUGAAAAUAGAUUACGAUGUUUAAUGGAAAGACUUGUAGUGUGUUGUUUACAUAGAAAUAAUCCACACAAAGAUGAGGUUCGUUAUGAAAUAAUAUCCGAUGUUCGCAGUCAAUUAAAUGUAUUUGAAGAUAUUGAUGAAGUUGAACGGAGACAUAGAGAAUCAAGAGAACGUGAAAUGUUGAUGAGAGUUGCAAAGAGUCGGUCUAAAGCUGAAGAUCCAGAACAAGUUAGAUUAAAAGAAAAAGCUAAACAGCUUCAACAAGAGGAAGAAGAAGUCAAUCGUAAACGCGCUGCUAAUCGAACUGCGCUUGAUGCUAUCGGUGGUCCUCGCAAAAAACGGAAACUAGACGAAGCUCUCGAAUCUUUACAAAGUACAUCUGAUCAAGGUGGAAAGCCUUCUGGGCCGACCGGUUCUUCUUCAAAUAACACUCUUCAGACGUCGAGAUCUCGUCGUCGUAUAACACUAAAAGACAUGCAGUUUGUACUGGAAACAGAAAAAGACACGUGCAAAUCUCUUAUUUUAUAUCGUUCCUACUUGAGGUGACAUUCCUCUGAAAAUUCUAAAAUAUUAAUUUAGCCCUAAUAAAUCGAA
Hydra vulgaris (swiftwater hydra) is the source of this 2390-nucleotide messenger RNA. RefSeq names its product transcription initiation factor TFIID subunit 4. The record is from RefSeq and is a predicted model, not a curated record. Gene Ontology annotation, molecular function: protein heterodimerization activity; DNA binding; RNA polymerase II general transcription initiation factor activity. Gene Ontology annotation, biological process: transcription initiation at RNA polymerase II promoter; DNA-templated transcription. Gene Ontology annotation, cellular component: transcription factor TFIID complex. Lineage: Eukaryota; Metazoa; Cnidaria; Hydrozoa; Anthoathecata; Hydridae.